Molecule: messenger RNA, 447 nt
Organism: Gongylonema pulchrum
Lineage: Eukaryota; Metazoa; Nematoda; Chromadorea; Rhabditida; Gongylonematidae
Source: the annotation of a GenBank genome assembly
AUGCCUGCUGACGAAGUUAAGAUGCUUCAACUGAGAUCUUUUUUUGCAGAGGAAGAUGAUGAUGGCGUUGUUGCCAAUGUCGUGUUGCUGGUAAUACUGUUAUUGUUGACGGAACUUUUCGAGAUCGCCUUGGCCGAUGAAAUCGACUGCUCCGAUGUCUUGAUAGUGGAAGUGGACGACUGCACCGAACAUGGUCGCUGUGGAGGUGAAAGGACGCCACUCGGUGCUGCGAUUUCCGACGCGUACUAUAACAGAUUCAUUGUUGUGUUGCUGGUAAUACUGUUAUUGUUGACGGAACUUUUCGAGAUUGCCUUGGCCGAUGAAAUCGACUGCUCCGAUGUUUUGAUAGUGGAAGUAGACGACUGCACCGAACAUGGUCGCUGUGGAGGUGAAAGGACGCCACUCGGUGCUGCGAUUUCCGACGCGUACUACAACAGAUUCACGUAG